AUGCUCUUACCAUUACGCUCGUUCAUCUCACGCUCAUCAGGCCUUCGAUCUAAUGUGCAUGGCCUCAUGACUUUUGGUUCUCGCGCUUAUGCCACACCUGCCACAAAAUCAGUAUUUGACACCAAGGCCCUUCAAUAUUCUAGCAAACACAUUAGACAUGCUCUCCAAACAGGGGAUGUUGUAUUCUACACUGCCCCACCAGGUGUGAGUCGUACAUUCUUUUAUGUUUAUAUCUCUGCAGGCGUGCAACUUUUAUUCUGUGAUGCAGAAGACGCCCCCAUUGUACUGGCUCCUCAGGGCCAGCGUAUGGCUAUUGCUGGUGGUUUAAUGGCUCUUGGUAUCGGAAUUGCUUCGAUAAUGUUUACCUAUCCUUGGAGAUAUAUCGACAAGAUCAUUUUGCUCAAGGGAGGUGCACGUGUAAGACUGUUGACCCAUGCUCGCUUUAUUGAAUCUCAAAAAUGCAAGGAGUACCCAAUCAACCGUCUUUUCUCCAAGCAGAAGGUCUUUACUGGCGCUGGCCCUACAGGCACCGAUCCUUUGGGAAAUACCACUUCUUCUAACCUUUUCUUACGCGCAAGUAAUGAACGUAUGGGAUACAUGUUAGACAGAAAAGGAAGCUUUAUGGACAGCUAUUUGUUUGAUGGAUUAUGGUAUAAGCCCAGUGCCAAAUAA
Molecule: messenger RNA, 672 nt
Organism: Phycomyces blakesleeanus NRRL 1555(-)
Lineage: Eukaryota; Fungi; Mucoromycota; Mucoromycetes; Mucorales; Phycomycetaceae
Exons: 5
Coding region: 1-672 (223 amino acids)
Cellular component (GO): mitochondrion
Source: RefSeq, a predicted model, not a curated record